Messenger RNA from Guillardia theta CCMP2712, 570 nucleotides. RefSeq lists its product as hypothetical. The record is from RefSeq and is a predicted model, not a curated record. NCBI's taxonomy places the organism in Eukaryota, Cryptophyceae, Pyrenomonadales, Geminigeraceae. The transcript has a single exon. Bases 1 to 570 code for a protein of 189 amino acids.
AUGCACAUGACUGCUUCUCCCGUUCCGCUCAACCUUGCCCCGCUGCCACGGGCCUCGGCUCCGCCCCUGCUCUGCAGAUCAAGGCUGCCUCCUGCCACCCUCGCCUCCUACAAGCCCGGCCCCUCCUCCUACCCCUUCUUUCCAGGCAAGCUCACCCUCGGCCAGAAGCUCGACAUCGUCCGCCGCAGCGAGGCGCCCAAGCACGACCUCGACUACCGCUCGCCGUCAGAGCUGGCGCGCAUGUACGGCAAGAGCCGGUCGUCCAUCUCCAAGAUCCUCAGGCCGACCUACGUCCGGAGGCUCAAGCAGCUUGCGGCCAGCGGCGUGUCGACGGACAUCAAGCGGAGCACGAGCACGCUGCACCCGGAGCUGGAGCGGCGGAUCCACGAGUACGUGGUGAGGACGGCGAGGGGGGCGAACUGGCGGCAGGAGGUGUGCAGGUACGCGGAGGAGGUAGCGGAGGAGCUGGGGAUCGAGGGCUUCAAGGCGAGCUUGAACUGGUACCACCGGUUCAUAGCGAGGCACUCGCUGAAGGGGGGGAGUGGGAGCGGGGGGACAAGACGGAAGUAA